Cuscuta campestris is the source of this 2659-nucleotide messenger RNA. Lineage: Eukaryota; Viridiplantae; Streptophyta; Magnoliopsida; Solanales; Convolvulaceae. The record is from the annotation of a GenBank genome assembly.
CGACGGCCACAUCUCAGCUACCACCGUCACCCUCUCCCUCUCUGUCUGUCUUCCCUUUCACUCUUCUCCGACGUUUCACUGAAACCGCCGGCGAUGGGAGCGCCGACAAUACUACCAGAUCUAGGCACCGAGAUCCUGAUCCCGGUGUGCGCACUAGUCGGAAUCGUCUUCGCUCUCGUUCAGUGGAUCCUUGUCUCCAAAGUCAAGCUCUCGCCGGAGAAAUCCGGCCCCGGAGCCUCCGACGGGAAGAACGGCUUCGCGGAGUCGCUUAUUGAGGAGGAGGAAGGCAUCAAUGACCACGGCGUCGUCCACAAGUGUGCCGAGAUUCAGCGCGCUAUCUCUGAAGGUGCAACCUCAUUUCUCUUCACUGAAUACCAGUAUGUUGGGAUUUUUAUGGUUGCUUUUGCAAUUUUGAUUUUCCUUUUCCUCGGAUCGGUUGAGGGUUUCAGCACAAAGAACCAACCAUGCACCUACUCCAGCAGCAAAAUGUGCAAGCCUGCACUUGCCACUGCUAUCUUUAGCACUAUCUCUUUCGUGCUAGGUGCUAUUACUUCUGUGGUUUCUGGCUUUCUUGGAAUGAAAAUAGCAACUUAUGCGAAUGCCAGGACUACCCUGGAAGCAAGAAAGGGUGUCGGGAAGGCUUUCAUCACCGCUUUUAGGUCUGGUGCAGUUAUGGGUUUUCUUCUUGCUGCUAAUGGUCUUUUGGUCUUGUAUAUUACCAUCAAUCUCUUCAAGCUGUAUUAUGGUGAUGACUGGGAAGGCUUGUUCGAGUCCAUCACUGGUUAUGGGCUUGGUGGAUCUUCUAUGGCUCUUUUUGGCAGAGUUGGUGGGGGUAUAUACACAAAAGCUGCAGAUGUUGGAGCUGAUCUUGUGGGCAAGGUUGAGAGGAACAUCCCUGAGGAUGAUCCCAGAAAUCCGGCGGUGAUUGCUGACAAUGUCGGUGACAAUGUUGGAGAUAUUGCUGGCAUGGGAUCAGACUUGUUUGGCUCAUAUGCAGAGUCAUCUUGUGCUGCGCUUGUUGUUGCAUCAAUAUCAUCCUUUGGAACCAACCAUGAGUUUACACCUAUGCUAUAUCCUCUUCUCGUCAGUUCCAUGGGCAUUCUAGUUUGCCUGCUCACCACCCUUUUUGCUACUGAUUUCUUUGAAGUGAAGGCAGUAAAGGAAAUUGAGCCAGCACUGAAGAAGCAACUCAUAAUCUCCACUGUCCUGAUGACCGUAGGCAUUGCUAUUGUUACCUGGGUUAGUCUUCCAUAUUCCUUCACCAUCUUCAACUUCGGAGCCCAGAAAGAAGUACACAGCUGGCAAUUGUUCUUAUGUGUUGGUGUUGGUCUGUGGGCUGGUCUUAUCAUUGGAUUUGUUACAGAGUACUACACUAGCAAUGCUUACAGCCCUGUACAAGAUGUUGCUGAUUCGUGCCGCACUGGAGCUGCUACCAAUGUUAUAUUUGGCCUUGCAUUGGGCUACAAAUCUGUUAUCAUCCCAAUUUUUGCAAUAGCAGUUAGCAUCUUUGUCAGCUUCAGCUUCGCUGCCAUGUAUGGCAUUGCAGUCGCUGCCCUAGGAAUGCUUAGCACCAUUGCAACUGGUUUGGCUAUUGAUGCAUAUGGUCCUAUCAGUGACAAUGCCGGAGGCAUUGCUGAGAUGGCUGGUAUGAGUCAUAGGAUACGCGAGAGGACUGAUGCCCUUGAUGCUGCUGGAAACACUACUGCUGCCAUUGGGAAGGGAUUUGCAAUUGGAUCUGCAGCACUUGUUUCUCUUGCAUUGUUUGGUGCAUUUGUGAGCCGUGCCGCAAUUUCAACUGUAGAUGUCCUCACACCCAAAGUUUUCAUUGGGCUACUUGUGGGUGCAAUGCUUCCUUACUGGUUCUCUGCCAUGACAAUGAAGAGUGUGGGGAAGGCUGCCCUUAAGAUGGUGGAAGAAGUGCGCCGACAAUUCAACACCAUCCCAGGUCUCAUGGAAGGCACCGCCAAGCCUGACUAUGCCACCUGUGUCAAGAUCUCCACAGACGCCUCUAUCAAGGAGAUGAUUCCACCUGGCGCUCUUGUCAUGCUAACUCCCCUCAUCGUUGGAAUCUUUUUCGGCGUGGAGACCUUGUCUGGUGUCCUUGCUGGGUCCCUUGUAUCUGGUGUACAGAUUGCUAUCUCUGCAUCCAACACUGGGGGCGCCUGGGAUAACGCCAAGAAGUAUAUUGAGGCCGGGGCUUCAGAGCAUGCCAGGACUCUUGGUCCCAAGGGGUCUGACCCACACAAGGCAGCCGUGAUAGGGGACACCGUUGGGGACCCACUCAAGGACACGUCCGGGCCAUCGUUGAACAUUCUUAUCAAGCUCAUGGCUGUGGAGUCUCUCGUGUUCGCCCCUUUCUUUGCCACGCACGGCGGUCUCCUCUUCAAGAUCUUCUGAGAACACACAUCUCAUGUGGCUUCGUAUUCCCUCCCAACCAAAGUGUACCCCUCUUGUUUUUUGCCUGUAACUUCAAUGUUUUUUUUCUUCAUUUUGGGCGUUAUUGGAUUACUAUUAUAUUCCCAUAGAGUAAUGUGCACUAAUAUAAUGGCGAAAGCGUACAACUGCUUUUUGGUUUAAUCUUGCCUUCUCCAUUUUCAUUUCUUAUGUAGUUUGGGUUCAAGACAUUCUUGUUUUUGUCUAAUUAAUAUACUGUAUACGG